GGGGCCGACGUUCCAGGCAGAGGGAUCCCACAGAGCACAGGCCUGGAGGUGUGGCAGGGUCUUUGGGUGUGUGCACAGAGGCUGAGACCCGCCGCCAGAGGUCGCCAACCUCCGGGAUGGAGAAUAGGGGCGGGGCCUACUCCAAUCAUGGGUCCUGAAGACCCCUAGGGAGCAGGGCGGAGGAGUCGGACAAGGAGCGGGGCCAGGCUACGGAGAAAUGAUGCAGGCGGGGAAGGAGUGAAGCCCUUCCUUUCCCUUGGUUCAGUCCGAGGACCUGGGACCUGGCAGUCCCUCCCUCCCCCCUGUGCUCCUCCCCACGAGGGAAUGACACCCGACACUCCCACCCGCACCCUUAAGCGCUCCUGCUGCCUAGCUGGGCCUGCGCGCAGGUGCGGGGCUCCGAGCCCCGCCCCGAGGCAGAGAGAGCCCGCCCCCCGGGCCCCCCCGCAGCCCAGCCCCCUUGCUGCGUCUGCCUGGUGUGCUGUCCCCACGUCCGUCCGUGUCUGUCGGUCCCUGUCGGAUUGAACCACAAGCGGGGUUUGGGGUUCACAAAGGGAGCGUUGGUAUCCAGCCGUAUAGACGCGGCCCUGGCCUCACCAUGAAGUCACGCAGGGACAAGCUACACAUCCCGGCGCUGACCCUCGAUCUAUCUCCGAGUAGCCAGAGCCCGUCCUUGCUGAGCCCCAGCAGCCCCUGCAGCCCUUGCAGCCCUUCCCUGGGCCUGCACCCCUGGAGCUGCCGCAGCGGGAACCGUAAGAGCCUCGUGGUAGGAACACCCUCACCAACACUUUCCCGGCCCCUGUCACCUCUGUCAGUCCCAACUGCAGGCAACAGCCCCUUGGAUAGUCCCCGGAACUUCUCAGCUGUGUCAGCUGCCAGCUUCCCCUUUGCCCGGAGGGCUGAUGGCAGAAGAUGGUCCCUGGCGUCCCUCCCGUCUUCUGGCUAUGGAACCAACACACCCAGCUCCACCGUCUCGUCGAGCUCAUCCUCCCGGGAGCGACUCCACCAGCUUCCUUUCCAACCGACGCCAGACGAACUGCAUUUCCUGUCGAAGCAUUUCCGCAGCUCAGAGACUGUGGCCGACGAAGAGGGUGGCCACUGCUCACCCCACCUUCGACCCCGCUCCCGCAGCCUCAGCCCUGGACGCACAACAGGAACCUUCGACAACGAGAUCGUCAUGAUGAACCAUGUGUACCGGGAGAGGUUCCCGAAGGCCACGGCCCAGAUGGAGGGCCGCCUGCAGGAGUUCCUCACUGCCUUUUCACCCGGCGCCCGGCUGGCGCUGGCCGAUGGCGUCCUGGGCUUCAUCCACCAUCAGAUCAUCGAGCUGGCCCGAGACUGCCUGGCCAAGUCUGGAGAGGCACUUGUCACUUCCCGCUACUUCCUAGAGAUGCAAGAGAAGCUGGAGAGACUGCUACAGGAUGCCCAUGAGCGCUCGGACAGUGAGGAGGUCGGCUUCAUUGUCCAGCUGGUCCGGAAGCUGCUGAUCAUCAUUUCCCGGCCUGCACGGCUCCUUGAGUGCCUUGAGUUUGACCCUGAGGAGUUCUACCAUCUGCUGGAGGCUGCUGAGGGCCAGGCUCGAGAGGGCCAGGGCAUCAAGACGGACCUGCCGCAGUACAUCAUUGGGCAGCUGGGCCUGGCUAAGGACCCCCUUGAGGAGAUGGUGCCUCUGAGUCACCUCGAUGACGGAGGACAGGCCCCAGCACCCGAGUGCGUGGAGAGCCGUUCCCUGGUCGGCCCAUCACGGAGGAAGCCGUGCGAGAACGACUUUGAGACCAUCAAGCUCAUUAGCAAUGGGGCCUAUGGGGCCGUCUACCUGGUGCGGCACCGGGACACAAGGCAGCGCUUCGCCAUCAAGAAAAUCAACAAGCAGAACCUGAUCCUGCGCAACCAGAUCCAGCAGGUCUUUGUGGAGCGCGACAUCCUCACCUUCGCCGAGAACCCCUUUGUGGUCAGCAUGUUCUGCUCCUUUGAGACCCGGCGCCACCUCUGCAUGGUCAUGGAGUAUGUGGAAGGGGGCGACUGUGCCACACUCCUGAAGAACAUGGGCCCGCUGCCCGUGGACAUGGCCCGCAUGUACUUCGCAGAGACAGUGCUGGCGCUUGAAUACCUGCACAACUACGGCAUUGUGCACAGGGACCUCAAGCCUGACAACCUGCUCAUCACCUCACUUGGCCACAUCAAGCUGACCGACUUCGGCCUAUCCAAGAUCGGGCUCAUGAGCAUGGCCACCAACCUCUACGAGGGCCACAUUGAGAAGGACACCAGGGAAUUCGUGGACAAGCAGGUGUGCGGGACACCUGAGUACAUCGCACCAGAAGUGAUCUUCCGCCAGGGCUACGGCAAGCCGGUGGACUGGUGGGCCAUGGGCAUCGUCCUCUACGAGUUCCUGGUGGGCUGCGUGCCCUUCUUUGGAGACACCCCUGAGGAGCUCUUUGGCCAGGUGGUCAGUGAUGAGAUCAUGUGGCCAGAUGGGGAGGAGGCCCUUCCUGCUGACGCCCAGGACCUCAUUACCAGGCUCCUCCGGCAGAACCCACUGGACCGUCUUGGCACUGGUGGCACCCAUGAGGUGAAACAGCACCCCUUCUUCUGGACGCUGGACUGGGCAGGGCUUCUGCGACACAAGGCCGAGUUCAUUCCACAACUCGAAGCUGAGGACGACACCAGCUACUUCGACACACGCCUGGAACGGUACCGGCACCUGGGCUCUGAGGACGACGAGACCAACGAUGAGGAGUCGUCUGCGGAGAUCCCCCAGUUCUCAUCCUGCUCCCACCGGUUCAGCAAGGUCUACAGCAGCUCUGAGUUCCUGGCUGUGCAGCCGACCCCCACCUGCACCGAACGAAACUUCAGUGAGGACCGGGAGGAAGGAUGGGAGCGCAGCGACGGGGAGUAUGGCCGCCGGCUGAGCACUGAGGUCCGGCUGAGGUCCUGGACGUCCUCGGGCUCCACCUGCUACUCAUCCUCUUCCCAGCCUGAGCGGGGACCUAGCCCAUCUCUCCUGAAUACCACCGGCCCGGACACAAUGCCCAAGUUUGCCUUCUCGUCGGAAGAUGAGGGGGCCAGCCCAGCCCCUGUGGGCCCCAAGAGGCCCAUCUUCAUUCUUGGGGAGCCUGACCUGCCCCCAGCAGCCACCCCAGUGACGCCCAAGCCUUCCAGCCUCUCUGCCGACCCCACCGCCCUCAGUCAGGCACGCCUACGGAGCAACAGUACCGGUGCCCGACACUCCACGCCACGGACUCUGGAUGCCAGCCGGGGCCACCGCCUCGGGGGCCCCAAAGACCCGGCCCCUGAGAAGUCCAGGGCUUCCCCAAGCAGGGGCUGUGUGCCCAAGUCAGCCUCUGUGUCCGCCCUGUCACUCAUCAUCACAGCUGAUGAUGGCAGUGGUGGCCCCCUCAUGAGCCCCCUGUCCCCACGAUCACUGUCCUCGAACCCGUCCUCUCGUGACUCCUCUCCCAGUCGAGACCCAUCUCCCGUGUGUGGCAGCCUGCGGCCCCCCAUCGUCAUCCACAGCUCUGGCAAGAAGUAUGGCUUCAGCUUGCGGGCCAUCCGCGUCUACAUGGGCGACAGUGACGUCUACACUGUGCACCACGUUGUCUGGAGCGUGGAGGAGGGGAGCCCUGCCCAUGAGGCGGGCCUGCGAGCGGGAGACCUCAUCACCCAUAUCAAUGGGGAAUCAGUCCUGGGGCUGGUGCACAUGGACGUUGUUGAGCUGCUGCUGAAGAGCAGCAACAAGAUUGCCCUUCGGACCACUGCCCUGGAGAACACAUCCAUCAAGGUGGGCCCUGCCCGAAAGAACGUGGCCAAGGGCCGCAUGGCACGCAGGAGCAAGCGGAGCCGCCGGCGUGAGACACAGGACCGGCGGAAGUCACUCUUCAAGAAGAUCUCGAAACAGUCGUCAGCGCUGCACACCAGCCGCAGCUUCUCCUCCGGCCUCCACCACUCCCUGUCGUCCAGCGAGAGCCUCCCAGGCUCACCCACCCACAGCCUCUCCCCGAGCCCCACCAUGCCCUGCCGCAGCCCUGCUCCUGAAACCCUGGCAGACACUGCAUCCCCACCCAGUGCAUCUCCGAGCUCCAGCAGCCCUGCCUCACCAGCUGCUGCUGGCCACACCCGCCCCAGCUCCCUGCACGGCCUAGCUGCCAAGCUCGGGCCACCCCGCCCUAAAGCUGGACGCCGCAAGUCCACCAGCAGCAUCCCACCCUCUCCCCUGGCUUGCCCGCCUGUGCCUGCACCCCCACCCCGCUCGCCCUCGCCCCUGCCUGCACCCACCCGGUCCCCAAGGCUGCGCCGGGGCCAGUCGGCUGACAAGCUGGGUACAGGUGAGCGGCUGGAUGGGGAGCCAGGGCGUCGCAGCCACGGGCCUGAUGCCGAGCUGGUGGUCAUGCGAAGGCUGCACCUGUCUGAGCGCCGAGACUCCUUCAAGAAGCAGGAGGCUGUGCAGGAGGUGAGCUUUGAUGACCCCGCCGAGGAGGCCACCAGGCCACCAACUGUGAUGCCACAGAUCGAAGUGGAGGGCGCUGAGGCUGUGUCCGGAGCCCUGGAACCCACUGGGAAGGACUGAUCCCUCCCACCUGGCCUCCCCCUGGCCUGGAAGUCAUGUGUUUUUUGUGCAAGAUUCUUUCAGUCAAGUGACACCUGGAUGGAGACUAAGCCACCAGUCCGUCACACCCAGAAGGCAGGAAGCCAUCAUAGUCCUUGCUGGAAGGUGGAGUCAAGUGCCUCCGUGUUUUGAUGCCCAUCAGUCAGGGGCGAUAGAGCAGGAAUGGGGGGUGAGGGUGGCAUUGUAAAUAGCAGCAAAUCCGUGACUAAUUUAUUACUUUUUGUAAACAAUAACCUGAGGGAGCCGCCUGGGUCCUGUCCCUUGCACCUGGGACCCCAUUUGCAGACCCUGCCCCUGGGGCACAGAAGGAAGCACUUUGGACAGGUUACAUAUGUCCUUGUUGCCUCAUUUUUCUAUACUUGUAAAAUUUUUUUAAGUUUUUUGUGUUUUACCUGAUCCCAUCCCUGACCCAAGAUGUACCAAUGGGGAUGCGGCCCAGAUCACUCAUCCAGGCCCCAUCUGGAUGCGACCUGGAGAGUCUGUAAUUGAUUCCCCUCCACCACAAAACAGAGUCCUCCCCAUGAUGGACUGGACACUGAAGACUGCUUUCCACCAUCGUAUAGCCUCCAUCCGGAGACCAGCCUGGUUAGAGUCUGCCUCCAGUCCUUUGGGCUUAGGGGAUGUGGGAACUGGGGCUUUAGCAGAUGAGUAGGAGUUCAUCAGAUCUAGGCAGAGGGGUCAUCCACUCCACUGGGGGACAUUAAUGCCCCAGGAGACAGAAGCCUCAAAGGACGCUGUCAGGGCAGAAGAAUGUCCACCCUGGCCAAGAUUUCACAUGUUUGAUGCCCACGAGGGUGAGCACUAGAACAUGAUAUGUCUGUGAAAUACCCGCUGAUGGUCCCCUCAAUGUGUCAGAGCCUCCCUGGGGUGAAAUUCGAGCAGAAAACCCAAAUGGGGGGUAAUGAAGCCCAUGUCUGAAUCUUGGUUCCACUGUGUGGCUCUGGGAAAAUGGCUUCUGCACUUUGUGCCUGGGUUUCCUCGUGUUUACAAAAAUAAUCCCAAUGACUUUAUGUGCCAAACUCUUUUACUCAUGGCUUGUCCCUCAGCCAGCCUUGAGAAGGCUGGAGCUGGUGUCAUCACCACCAUUUUAAUGACAAUUAACAGAGGCCUGAUGAGGGGCAGAGACUUGUCCCACAAUUUCCUGGUGAGAGUCAUGCAGCCAGGCCCUGCUGUGGGCCUUGUCAGCAAAGGAGCUUGAAUACAGAGUCCAAUGUCAGACACAGCUGACCCCAGCCAGCCCAUGAUGCUGUGUGACCCAAGGGGGCAUCCCAGAGCCUCUGUCUCCCAUUUGGAGGUGGCUGGCAAGAUCUCUUGUGCCCCACAUGGUUUGGGGCACUUUCCAGAUCCUGCAGCCCGCUCUGUGUCCUCCCUGCCUCUCUCCCAGCACUGCCUAGUGUUGGAGCUAGACCAAGGCUAUGCAUGACUUGCUUCUUUCUUCCAUCAUGAAGCUGACAGUGAAUAAAACCCACAUGGACAAAGAGGA
Messenger RNA from Phyllostomus discolor (pale spear-nosed bat), 6086 nucleotides. RefSeq names its product microtubule associated serine/threonine kinase 3 (gene MAST3). Gene Ontology annotation, biological process: intracellular signal transduction; peptidyl-serine phosphorylation. The record is from RefSeq and is a predicted model, not a curated record. The coding region runs from base 599 to 4564 and encodes 1321 amino acids. Lineage: Eukaryota; Metazoa; Chordata; Mammalia; Chiroptera; Phyllostomidae. Gene Ontology annotation, molecular function: magnesium ion binding; protein serine/threonine kinase activity; protein binding. The transcript has 27 exons.